CUUCCACCUCUUCCACCUCUUGCCCUCUCCGCCACCGCUCGGCGCACUUCCUCGACGGCCGGCGAGUCACUCUGGCUCGUCGAGACUUGGCUUCGGAGCAGCUACCUUGGCAACAUCCAUGCCGGCGCCGCUGCUGCGUGUGCUCUCGACGCCGCUGGCGCGCAUCUGUCCCGCCACGCUCAUGCCGUUGCCACGCGCCGCUCGCGGCCAUGCGGCCGAGGAUCCCAUCGAGCUUCUCUCCAGCAGCGCCUCAUCUUCCUCCUCCUCUUGCGGCGCCUCCUCACCACGUCUGUCGCCCGCCUGCGCGCCGCGGCCGCCUGCGAAGCGGCGUGCGCGCUUCGAGGGCCUCAAGGCCAGCGUCAGCGCCGAGGCGGCGCAGGCUCACAGUGACAGGCUCGAGCGCGAGCGGUUGGCCUGGGUGCAACUUACGGCGAGCACGUCGCGACCCCGAGUCCACAGCGAUGAGGACGAUGUUGCGGCAGCGCACCGCGCGGCCAAAGGGAAGGGCAAGGCUCGCGCGCAGCCGGCGCCUCGUACUGCCUCGGCGCGCACCCGCAAGGAAGCGAGCAGCAGCAGCAGCUUGAAGGCUCCUGCACGACCGCGAGCCGAUGGCGCAGCCAAAAGAGGAGGCCGGCAACAGAGCUCAAGGAGCGUGGGCACCUCGGCGGCACAGCGCGCGCGCUUCCACGAGGUGGAGCGCACUCGGCUCGAGACAGGACUCAAGACCUUCACGAUGGAGACGUGUGCGCCAUACAUGGGCGGUCGCAAGCCGGCAGUGGCGGUGACGGCGUGUCCCAUCGAAGCGGCCGAGCUGUUGGCGUGCGUCCCGCGCGGCGUGCCGCUGUCCGUCGACGCCGAGUGGCCCUUCGAUCAGCGCACGUACAAGACCGGCAAGCUCUCGCUGCUGCAAAUUGCGAGUCCAGGCAUGGUGCUGCUGCUGCAGAUCGGUCGGAUGGGCUGCGUUCCUGACGGGCUGCGCGAGCUCAUGGCCGACGAGUCGAGCUGGAAGUACGGCGUUGCCAUCUCUGGAGACGCACACAAGCUCUACAAAGACUGGGGCGUGCCGUCGCGCUCGCUGCUCGAGCUCUCCACCGUCGCCAAGCUGGCCGAUCCGGAGCGAUGGGCCGGUCGGCAUUGGAUGAUCGCCCUGCGCGAUCUGACGCGCAUCUACGUACAGCGCCGCCUGAUCAAGGAGGACAGCGUGCGAUCCAGCAACUGGUCGCUGAUGCAUCUCGAAGAUCGACAGGUCGAGUACGCUGCGUGCGACGUCGUUGCUGGGACUGCGAUCAUGCGAGAGCUCGUGCCUCGUCUCGACGCAUUGCUGAAGAAGCGCCACGAGGAAGCGACCGCUGCGAGCACGGCAGCGGGCUGGUUCCGGGCGGCGCCACCUUCAAGCGACGUCAAGGCUCAGAUCGUCGCGCCUCCCGCUGCAGACCCUUCGCUGCACAUGUCUGACGACGUUAGGGCGCUUCUGCAGGCGCAGCUCACCCACGUCGGACCGGCAGUCGGGCAACCACCGAUUCAGCCUCCCACGACGCGCGGUCUCAUCGAGAGACAGGCGCAGAGCCAGCAAGCGCUUCGCGACGUCGAGCGAGCUUCAUCCUUCGGCAGCGCAGCUCGCACCAGCACCGCACUCGACUCGACGACGGCGGCAGCACUGGCGGCAGCGGCCGCCGCUGCGGCAUCAGCUGCUGCAGCUGCUGCAUCGGCGGCUGCGGCGGCUGCUGCCGCGUUGCAGCGGACGAUGAACGACGAAGCCGCGUUGCUCGAUGCAGCGCGAAUGAGCGACAAGCUGUGCGACGAUAUGGAAGCUGCGGCACGUCGACACGAAAUUAGCAACGUUGCUGCCCAGGCACGCAGCACUACCGGGACGCCAGGCGCCGGGAGAACGACCAGGGGUCGCGCGUCUGCUCGCCCGACCGUCAGAACUUCUGCCGUCCGUACCGCCAAGACCUCGAACUCUGCGCACAAAGCUGCGCAGAAGUCGGAAGCCGUUCCCGACGCUGAGCAGCCAGUCGCCACAGACUUGGCGUCGCCAGGAACAGCUUCGCAGGUCGCUCAUCCUUCUGAGUCGCCUCGUAAAGCCGAAGUGGACAAGCUCCGCGCGCUCUGGAAGCCUAUGAACGAGACUGGUCUGACGGUCACGCGAGGCGCAGGGGAGACGCGGCAAUGUGCAAGCCUGAGCGACUAUGCCUUCGCCCUCUUCCGCAGGGGAGCGCCAUACUCCGCUCUUUAUGCAUGUGCGCCCGAAGAUAAAGGAUCGGACUUCACGAGGACCGUAAUUGCAGGCGGCUUUGCGCGGCUCAAAAGCGAAGAGGUCACCGAAGAACUGCACUGCCGCAUGGUGGAGCUCCUGAGCAUGCCUGACGACACCCGUUCUGCGUAUACGGCCGGCUCCAGAGUCUUGAGAUCUCUACGACAAACAGUACUUUCGCUCAACGCUUUCAACGUCGACCACGCUCGCAGGGCCCUACGAGACGCAAUCAAGCUGACGAAUGACGGCGGGAGAGCUUUUGUGCCCCGUAGUCCCCGCAGCUCGCAGAGAAGGCGACGUCACCAGCGGCGGCUUGGAAGGCUGGAACGGCUACUGGAGGCAGGCCUCCCUGUGACGCACUCGAGCAUGGGAUCAGCCGCAAGCUCGGUUGAGAGCUCAGAUGAGAGCUCGAAUGCGAGUGCCUCGCGCGAGGAGGAGGAGGAGGAGGCGGAGGAGGAGGAGGUGGAGGACAGGGAUGACGAGAAGCGUGAGGUGGAGGGCAAGAACGAGAGCGACAACGAGGAGAAAGACAAUGAGGCAGUCACGGCCGAGAGCAAGUAAGGCGUCCUGUAGCGUUAUACCCCGGCAGGGUUUGCCAGCACAUCGCAAUAGCAAACGCUCCAUGU
Messenger RNA from Tilletiopsis washingtonensis, 2880 nucleotides. RefSeq lists its product as hypothetical. Gene Ontology annotation, molecular function: 3'-5' exonuclease activity; nucleic acid binding. The record is from RefSeq and is a predicted model, not a curated record. Gene Ontology annotation, biological process: nucleobase-containing compound metabolic process. NCBI's taxonomy places the organism in Eukaryota, Fungi, Basidiomycota, Exobasidiomycetes, Entylomatales. Bases 119 to 2815 code for a protein of 898 amino acids. The transcript has 4 exons.